CAAUCACCGUCUAAGAAAUUAACAGAAAAAACCCAACCCUAAUUUAAAAUCCUCGCGUCACGCUUCUUUUGCCAUAUCAAAUCAAAUUGGAUCUGCUGAAGGUACAAUCAAGAUCACGAACAUCACGAAAACCAAGUCUUCACAGCAAUUGAAGAUGGUCGGGGGCAAUAACGCCAAGUCAACGCCUCAAAAGCCUCCAACAACCUCCGCUCCCACAUCCGCCGCCGCCGCCUCUUCUUCUUCCCAUCAUCGCAAAUCUCGUUGGGGCUCAAACAGCAACGAUGGUGGAAGCAGUAAGAAUAACACCUCAAACAACAAGCAGACGACGACGGGCGGCCAGAAAAUCCCCGAUAAGAAACAUCCCAAUCCUUCCCCUAAUCUAGCUCCGAUGCCGAGCCAAUCCCGUCCUAAUAAUCACCCCAAUCAACAACCCUCAUCAUCGCGUUCCGCGGCGCAAUUCGCUUUCCCAGAUCCGUCGGCGGCGCUGGGUGCUCCUCCUGCGCCGACUUACGGGUUCCAUAUGCUCGAGCGUCGUACCAUCGCUCUCGUCGACGGAAGUGUUCGAUCAUACUUCGCGCUUCCUCCUAAUUACCGUGAUUUCCCUCCCAAACCCAGACUCCCUGAUCAGGCUGCUAAUAGAUUUAUGGGAUCGGAAUUCGGUAGAUUCCCUCCGUUUCAUCCAGAGGAAUUCAGAGAUCAACGGAAUCUCUGGGAUCGUCCCGAAGGCCCGAUGAAACGGAAACAUCCAGGGGAAGAGGAGAUUGAUAGGAGGGGGGAUGAGAGAGGGGAGAUGAUGAGACAAAGACAGCAGUUUAUGCACUAUUCGAGUCCUAAUGAUCAGUCACUUAUGGCUGGUACAACUAGGAGGGAUGGUGGAGAAGAUGGUAGAGCAGCUAAGCAUAUGCGUGUUGGAUCAAGUAGGAAUGAGAAUGGUGGAGGUCAGGUUGAUCAGGUUGCGUUAAAGAAAGCGUUUUUGGAUUUUGUUAAACGGAUUUACGAGGAUCCCUUGGAGAAGAAGAACUUAUUGGAGAACGGGAGGAAAGGGCGGCUUCUUCAGUGUCUCGUCUGUGGCAGGUCUCCCAAAGACGUCCAGGAUACACAUGGUCUGGUAAUGCACGCCUACUAUUGCGAUGAUAUUAGCUCACGUGUGCGUCACUUAGGCCUACACAAAGCUCUAUGUGUAUUGAUGGGAUGGAAUUUCUCAAAGCCCCCUGAUAAUUCGAAGGCAUACCAGAAUCUACCUGCGGAAGUGGUAGCAAUCAAUCAAGACGAGCUGAUUCUCUGGCCACCUCACAUUAUUGUUCACAAUACGAGUACAGGGAAGGGUAAAGAUGGGCGUAUGGAAGGUCUUGGAAGCAAAAGAAUGGAUGACAGAAUUAGAGAAUUAGAAUUCAACGUUGGGAAAUCAAGAGCACUGUAUGGAAGAGACGGUCAUUUAGGAAUUACCCUCUUUAAGUUUGCGGGAGACGAUUCAGGGCUCAAGGAAGCUUUGAGAAUAGCAGAAUACUUUGAGAAGACGAACCGUGGGCGUAAAAGUUGGGCCGGGUUACCACCAUUCACUCCAAGCAAAGAUGAUGAGAAAAACCCUAGUCUUAUGGAAGUUGAUGGUAAGACAGGUGAGAAAAGGAGGGUCCUUUAUGGUUAUCUGGCGACCGUAAAAGACUUGGACAAAGUCGAUAUGGAGACGAAGAAGAAGACCAUAAUUGAGAGCCUAAGAGAAAUCGCAGGAUCAAAGUGAAUUAUACAGGUCUCUUCCAGAAGGUACACUUUAAUUUCAGGGUAUUUAUUGCCUAUUGAAUCUGUAUGUUUUAGUCAUAAGCAAAGUUCGUAGUUUUUUUUUUAAUUAUAUGAUGGAAUAAAGUUUCUUCGUUUCCGUGAUCCUUUGAUUCAGUGAUCACAUUGCAUAUAGACUAAAAUGGAUGUGGCCUGAUAUACUAUACGAGCUUCUGUCUAAUUGUGAUAUAGUGCUUGAUGCUUUUGAGUUUUGAUGUCCCUGUUAAUGUUUUUUUAUCUUUGUUCUUCCUUCCCUUUUGUAUGUUAUCUUGUCGUUUGGCUUUAGCCAGCUAAUUAAAACUAACACCUGUACAUAUUCAUAGUCCUAUGGUUGCUUUGUUUUCUCUGCUAAAAUGGAGAAAUAAAGAGAUGCGAGUGUUGAACCAAACAAUGGUAUCUUAGUGCCUUUUGUAUAUGUAUGACAUUGAGUUAGUGUUGUCCUGUUUUUCAUACUAUUACAGCAAUUGUUGUGGUCCCUAGCUAGGUAAUAAUAACUUCUUUGGUGUUAAAAUUUUAUGAUUUGGGAUGAAUAAUAAAAAGCAGAUAAGAAGAAGCAUUGUAUCCUCGGGGUGCUUUAGUCAGUAGAGUAUAUAUGAAUCUUGUUUCUCCUAUUCACUUUGUUUCUCUGUUUAAUUGAUAAGUUAGGUAUAAAAGGG
Messenger RNA from Eruca vesicaria subsp. sativa (arugula), 2429 nucleotides. NCBI's taxonomy places the organism in Eukaryota, Viridiplantae, Streptophyta, Magnoliopsida, Brassicales, Brassicaceae. The record is from the annotation of a GenBank genome assembly.